Penicillium samsonianum is the source of this 816-nucleotide messenger RNA. RefSeq lists its product as uncharacterized. The record is from RefSeq and is a predicted model, not a curated record. NCBI's taxonomy places the organism in Eukaryota, Fungi, Ascomycota, Eurotiomycetes, Eurotiales, Aspergillaceae. The transcript is spliced from 2 exons. Bases 1 to 816 code for a protein of 271 amino acids. Gene Ontology annotation, molecular function: metalloendopeptidase activity.
AUGCUGCCCAAGGCUCUCUUACAAACCGCUUUUGCAGCCUCUGCGUUGGCCAUCCCGCUAGACCUGAAGACAACCAGGUCCCUUCAGAAGCGCACGAAUCCGAGUAUAGACCCCGGUUAUAGUGACCAAGAGAGAACUCAGAUUACGGAUGCAUUCAAGGACGCUUUAGAGAUGGCGAACUAUGUGCAGGUCGCAUCUUCCUCGACCCUGGAUCCCAUUUUCAAGAAAUAUUUCGACCCAAAAGACAAAGACACUGUCAUGAAGGUGUUCUCCAACAUCAGCGGCGGUGACCCAGAGAACCCAACCGGCAACGACUUGCUAGGCAAGAUCUCCAUUGUGACAGACUAUAAGGAUGACGAUGGUGAUUAUGCCUGCGAUGGUGACACCAUGGCAGAAUUGCGUGACUAUAGCACCGACAACCCUAAGAUCAUCAUCUGCAAGAAAGCCGGGUUUGGCCACGGCGGAAUUGCCAAGGGUUAUGACGGAGUUGAUAAGGUUGUGUGUGAAAAUUUUGAUCCGCGUAUGUCGUGGAAGAUGGAAACGCUAGGAUCGAUUUUGUUGCAUGAAUACACCCACUAUACCAAAUUGGUUGCGCCGCCAUUGACCAAAGAAACAGACGACCCUGCUUAUGGAGUCUCCGGGGCUCGAGCCUAUGAUAAGAGCCUGGCUACUAAUAACGCUGAUAGCUACUCUUGGUUUGCGAUUGAGGUGCUCUGGUCUGUGAUUUGUUCGAAAGACUACGAGGAUCCCACCGAUGCCGACGAUGAUGAUCCUAACUGCAAUGGUAGUGUUUGCACAGCGUCAAAGUCGCCUUAA